Messenger RNA from Bactrocera oleae (olive fruit fly), 1896 nucleotides. RefSeq names its product spermine oxidase. NCBI's taxonomy places the organism in Eukaryota, Metazoa, Arthropoda, Insecta, Diptera, Tephritidae. Gene Ontology annotation, molecular function: polyamine oxidase activity. The record is from RefSeq and is a predicted model, not a curated record.
UUGCUCAGUGGGUGCUGAAUUGAAAACGUUUGUGUAGUUCGAUAUCUCCUAAGCUCGAUAAUCGCAAAGCGAUAGUCAGGCAGCUACAAAAAUCAUAACAAUCGGUGCAUCAACGAAAGUGAAAGACAUGAAAUCAAAACGUAUUGUGAUUAUCGGUGCUGGCGCAGCUGGCAUAGCUGCAGCGACACGUCUGUUGGAGUCAGGCUUCGAAAAUGUUCUGUUACUUGAGGCUGAAAAUCGUUUUGGUGGGCGCAUUCACACCAUACCUUUUGCGGACAAUGUCGUCGAUUUGGGAGCACAGUGGUGUCACGGUGAGCAGGGCAAUACAAUCUAUGAGUUAACGCGCGAUUUAGAUAUGCUGCAUCCCACGGAUGAAAUUGAAGGUGACUUUAAGUGCAUACGCUCCAAUAAGGAAGUGGUCGCCGAUGUCGUGAUCGAUAGGCUCAGAUCAAUUACCUCCAAUUUAGAGCCAACACAACAGAAGGGCUUGAAAGAUUAUGAGGGUUCAUUAGGCACCUAUCUCACGGAAGCAUUCUGGCGCAAUCUGCAGCCGUUGACUGAUGUCGACAGGGUCGUAGCGCGUGAAUUUUUUGAGAACUGCAAGAAAAUGUUCAGUUCAAUGGACGGUGCCGAUCAUCUGUUUGAGGUAUCCGGUAAGGGUCAACACGAGUAUCUGGAUUGCGAGGGCGAUCUGCAUCUAAACUGGAGAGAUAAAGGUUUUCGCAGCUUUCUGUGUUUACUAAUGAAAGCCGAUCAGGCCGAUGCGUUCGACUUGGGACUACUGAACGAACAUAUACAAUACAACGCACGUGUUGAGCAUAUUGAGUGGCAGUCGCCAACAGGAGAUAUACGCAUACGCCUUUGGAAUGGCGAACUUAUCCUUGCGGAUCAUGUCAUCUGCACCGUUUCACUGGGUGUGCUCAAGGAGAUCCAUCAGAAAUUAUUCAUACCGCCGCUGCCACUGGUUAAAUGUCGAGCUAUUGACGGCCUCAAACUAGGUACAGUAGAUAAAAUUUACCUCGAGUUCAAGGAACCGUUCACGCCGCUAGAGUGGCCUGGUUUUUCAUUACUGUGGCGUGAGGAAGAUUUAGUGGAGUUACGAAAUACAGGGUACUAUUGGCUUGAGAGUCUCUUUAGCUUUCAUCGCGUUUCGUGUCAGCCUCGCCUGCUGCAAGGUUGGAUUAUUGGGCAACAUGCGCGACACAUGGAAACUUUAUCCGAAGCUGAGGUAUUCGAUGCUUUGCUGUGGCUUUUUAAGAAAUUCUUCACAUCGGAAGUGCCUACACCAGUGAGAUUGCUGCGCACACGCUGGUAUACUAACCCCAAUUUCCGAGGCAGUUACUCCUUCCGCGCCAUGUAUACUGAAGAAGUUAAAACAAGCAGCUCGGACUUGGCGAUACCGAUCCUUGAUGAAAAGGACGGCAGGCCACUGUUGCAAUUCGCCGGUGAAGCUACGCAUCCACACUUCUAUUCGACGGCUCAUGGUGCGGUGGAUAGCGGUUGGCGGGAGGCGCAACGUUUGAUUACGCACUAUCUGGAUCACAACCCGCACUUGGAAGAAUAGUUCGAUAGCACUAAAAGCACGUGCCGCCGGACGCCGUAGCGAUAGUAUAAAUGGCGAUAGCGAUAAUUGUGGUGAUUGCCGAUUGUAGUAAAUAGGACAAUAUAUAAUAUUUAUUAUUGCACUUGAAAUUUAGUUUGUAAUAGUGUAGACCAAAAUCAAUAUCUUAUCUUGUUCGAUUAUAAAACCACUUUGUUAAAAAACACUGUUUCAAAGUUUAUUUACGUCUAGUGAUUUUUAAGUACAAAUACGUCAUCAGUUGAGUUAUAGUCCGAAAUCUUUUGUGGUACAGUCUUUUAACUCAUGCUAGUACUACAUACAUAUAUUGGCUGAAA